AACCCCUUCUCUUCUCCUUCCUUCCUCCCUUCCUUCACCACACUCGCUGCAACAAAACGCCGACUUCGAUACUUUCCAUCGAACUCUUUACACUCGUUACUCCUUUUCUCAGAAAGCAGUGUUUCCGUUAAUUCCUUCCUCACACUUUACCACCUUCUCACCUUUUUCCAACCUUCAAACACAUUCAAAAUGCAGUUCAAAAUUCUUGCUAUCGCCGCUCUCGUUGCUGGCGCUUCCGCCGCUACCGGUGUUCAUAACAAGACUAUGACCAACGGUACUGUCCCAACCACUACCGGAGGUCCCGGGUCGGGUAUCGGAGGUGGAAACAACGGAUCCGUUCCGACUGGAUCCGGAUCUCCAUCUGGAGCCCCCUCCUCCAACGGUGCUUACGCCAAUGCCAUCUCCGGUGGUUUGUUUGGUGCUGCUGUUGCUGCCGGGCUUACUCUUGUCUUGUGAAGAGGCUUGACGGUUGAUACUGUUUAGUUCUUGUUUCUUUGCUUCGAAAAUUACUGUUGGGUUGCGUAAUGGGGAUGGAAGUUUGGCGGACGGGCAUGGAAGGUGAAGUGCAUAGAAAUAGAUAUACCUUAAUACUUUUGUGCAAAAAAAACAUUUCCCUCUACUA
Tuber melanosporum (Perigord truffle) is the source of this 622-nucleotide messenger RNA. RefSeq lists its product as uncharacterized. The transcript is spliced from 3 exons. The record is from RefSeq and is a predicted model, not a curated record. Lineage: Eukaryota; Fungi; Ascomycota; Pezizomycetes; Pezizales; Tuberaceae. Bases 190 to 456 code for a protein of 88 amino acids.